Messenger RNA from Musca vetustissima, 1899 nucleotides. Its product is annotated as glucose dehydrogenase [FAD, quinone]. Lineage: Eukaryota; Metazoa; Arthropoda; Insecta; Diptera; Muscidae. Gene Ontology annotation, molecular function: oxidoreductase activity, acting on CH-OH group of donors; flavin adenine dinucleotide binding. The transcript is spliced from 3 exons. The record is from RefSeq and is a predicted model, not a curated record. Bases 1 to 1899 code for a protein of 632 amino acids.
AUGUUAACCCCUGAAGGUUAUUUGGCAUUCGGUCGUUUUCUGCUUACCAUCGGCCCGAGUGCCAUGGUCUUGCUACUACUCGUCCAUGACAUUCAACAUCAUCGUCCGGAUAUUGUCGAUACCGAGAAUCGUGUAGUUCCAAAAGGAGUUCUCGAAUUGCGGGAUCAUUACGAUUUCAUAAUAAUUGGUGGUGGAUCGGCGGGAUGUACCCUCGCCUCGAGGCUUUCCGAAAUACCACAAUGGAAUAUUUUACUGCUGGAGGCGGGUGGUGAUGAACCUCUGAUUGCCGAUCUGCCAAUGUUGUAUCCCGUCUUUCAACGCAGUCCCUGGGAUUGGAAAUAUUGGACAGAGAAAUCAACCCGCUACUGUUUGGCAAUGGAAAAUCAGCAAUGCUAUUGGCCUCGAGCCCGUAUGUUGGGCGGCUGCAGCAGCAUCAAUGCCAUGAUGUAUUUGCGAGGAAAUCGAAAAGAUUAUGACCAUUGGGCGGAACUGGGAAAUCCCGGUUGGAAUUAUGAUAAUGUUCUGCAUUAUUUUCGAAAAUUGGAAGAUAUGAGAGUGCCAGGUUUUGAGAAAGAUCCCUAUCAUGGUCAUGGUGGUCCCAUAUCGGUGGAGAAUUACCGAUCACCAUCGCCGUUGUUGGAUGUUUUUAUGGUGGCGAUGAAGGAAUUGAAUUUGGUUAAUCCCUAUCACGAUUUUAAUGGUCGAUCCCAAACCGGUUUUGCGGUACCCCAUGGUAGUUUACGCAAUGGUCUACGCUGUAGCGCGAACAAGGCCUAUAUACGACCGGUGUGGAAGCGGCGUAACUUAGACGUCGUCCUAAAUGCCUUUGUCGAACAAAUCAUAAUAGAUCCCCGGACAAAUGAGGCAAAGGGGGUGCUUUUCGAAUGGAUGGGUGGUAAACAUAAGGCCGCAGCCAAGAAGGAGGUCAUUUUAUCGGCUGGUGCCAUAGCCAGUCCCCAGUUACUAAUGGUGUCGGGUGUUGGACCCAAAGCUCAACUUCGGAAAUUUGAUAUUCCUGUACUCAAACAUUUACCCGGUGUCGGAGGUAAUAUGCAGGAUCACAUAUCGACAACGGGUGCCACGUAUGCCGUGAAAAAUACCCUGACAGGAAAACGUUUAUCCUUUGUGGUGCCCGAGGAGAUGACUGUCGAGUCGGUGGAUAAAUUUAUCCACAAAGAGGAUAGUUUCUUUUAUGCAAUGCCUAUGUCCGAAGUUAUGGGCUUUUGGAGUAGUAAAUAUCAAGAUCCGAAAUUGGAUUGGCCCGAUGUGCAAUUCUUUUUGGGUAGUGUCAGCUAUAGUUCAGAUGGUGGUAUGAUUGGUAGGAGAGGAGGAGCGGUUUCAUUCUCCAACUAUGCGGAGACUAUGGAACCGCUACUCUACAAGGAUUCUUUUGUGAUUACACCUCUGGUGAUGAGACCGAAAAGUCGUGGUUGGAUUGAGCUGACAUCGGAUGAGGUGAGGGAUCAUCCGAAAAUACAUGCGAACUAUUAUGAUGAUCCAUUGGAUAUGGCAAUAAUGGUGGAGGCUUUGAAAUUCGGCCAUGAGUUGACCCAGGCCCCAAUACUCAGGCGCCUGAAUGCAACUUUGAAUAUUUAUGUGUGGCGUGACUGCCCUGAGGUGGAGUACCUCAGCGAUGCUUUUUGGGAAUGUUUGGCACGCUAUUAUUCUCAAACGAUUUAUCAUCCGGUUGGCACGUGUAAAAUGGGUCCCUAUACAGAUCGUUAUGCUGUUGUGGAUCCCCGGUUGAGGGUGCAUGGUAUGAAGAGACUCCGUGUUAUCGAUGCUAGUAUUAUGCCCACCAUAACCACGGGGAAUACAAAUAUACCGACCAUUAUGAUUGGAGAGAGGGGUGCGGAUAUGAUCAAAGAAGAUUGGCUGAAAUCGCGAAGUGCUUAUUGA